UAAUCACUAAUAGUUGAAAAAUGAUUGAUUUGCAAGGUUUGAAGCUGAAGAACCCUUCCAAACUCAGUGAAUUGAGCUACGAACGGAUUAGGGUCAAGAACGGCAACAUUAUAUCCAAGGAAAACUAUUGAAACUUAGACACAGCUAGAUGAGAUAUCUGCCUGAAAGAUUACUGUCAGAUCUUUGAAGACGGCUCCAAUGAUGAUCUCAUCAUGUGAGAUGUAUGCAAGGUCCUCGUCCACCAAUCCUGAUAUGGAAGAGACAUCCUCUCCAGCAUCCCUGAAGGAGACUGGCUCUGUGAAAGAUGCAUUUAUCUCCUGUAUAAAGGAAGGAAAAGAAAAUGAGCAUUUUGUCUUGACCAUUCUGGAGCAAUAAUUCAGUGAAAUAUUGUGCCUGGUGAAAAUCAGCAAAUCAAGCUAAAAUCCCCUCUUUGGACCCACAUCACUUGUGCUAACUGGAUCGGAGGAAUCGUGCUUGAAGGAGACAACAUUUCCUUUGAUAAAGAACUCUUGCCAGGAAAGGAGUGGUGAGAAGUCUGUAGAAAACCUGGAGAAUUUUUGAUAGCUUGUGAUUAUGAAAACUGUGAAAUAAGAUGGCAUGUCAGAUGAGCAAUAAAAAUUCAAGUGAUUACUCCCUCAGAACAGAAUGAAGAAGGGGAAGGAGAUGAAAAAUCUGAAGAUACUUCAAAAGACCCAAACACCACAGAAAAUUCAGAAGAAGAACUCCUUCUAUACUGCCAGGAGCAUCAAAAACUCCAAAAGAGGUUGUCUUUAGGGACCACUGUAGCAGAUUCUGACUCAGAUAUUCCAUCUGGCAGCUCUUUAGCCGUGAUUCAUCGGCUAGAGGAGCGUAUUAGAUCUCUCCAAUCUACUUUAAAGAUCCCUCCGAAGCCAGAGGAGGAGGUUACUCCCUCAGUGAAUAAACCUGACCUGGGGCCAUACCAGCCUGUAGAGACUAUGAACGAAAAUUUGUUGUAUGAUGAGUUAGCCAAUUUCAAGGAAAUAUUCCAUGAUAUUAUAACAGAAGUAGCACUAAACAAGCUUAAAGUAGUGAAUGAAGUGGUUUGGGAGGAAAUUGAAAGGAUUAAGAAUAGGGAUAGAGGAGAAGCAGAGGAGAAUUUGUUGGAUAACUUAAGGGAUAGAUGUAGAAUCAGAAAAUAAGAUAAUGUCGGGUUUGGAGGGCUCUGAAGAGGUUUUAGACAUUUUUUGAGGAUCUAGAAAUGGAUUUUGGACCGAGUAUGUGGGAGGAGAAGAUGGAAGGCAGGGAUUUGUGGGAGAAGAAGUAAUUGAGGUUGAAGCUGAAACCAGUGAGGAUGAAGAAUUUACUGGAGAGAUUUUAUAUGAUAAUGAUCAAUUUAUGGAUGAUGAAUUUGAUGCAGUAGAGUAUGAAGAAAAGAAAGAACACGAUACUCAAGCAAAUCAUAACGAUUCCCAUUCUAUGACUAAACAAAAAUUAAGUAACCAAACAGACAAGCUACAAAAUCCUCCUACACUAGACAAUAAACAAGACUCUAGUACCAGCGAUAUUGAAAUGAGCCAAAAGCAGCCUCAAGGAACAGAAAAAGUUGAAGCCAUGGAUGCUCAAGACCCUAUCAUCCCUACAACACAACACCUAGAUGUCUCUCAAAGUAAAGAUUUCGGUCUACUUUCCAAACAAGCUCAGGCUCUUCCAACGAAAGAGCCUAAUGCCAGCAAGACACAAGACCAAGACGAUGUGGUUAUGACUGAAAAUGUUGAUCCUCCUUCUGUUACAAAAAGCACUGAGGAUGACCCUCUACUUAGUAAGACUGACCUUUCAGCUGAACCCAAGGGUGAAGAAAGCCCUCAUAGAUCAAGUCCUUUUAAAGCAAGUUCAAUCACUAAAAAGCAGUCCCUCUGAAAUUCCGAAGGCAGCAGUCAGGAGGAAGAUGACUAUGACUCUGAAGAAGUAGAGCACUUCGUAGACUAUGUAGCCAAGAAAAUAGGUCUCAAGAACUUUCCCACAUAUGAAGAAGAGAUAACUUACGGUCCGAUGCCAAUAAGGAAAAAGAGAAAGGUCAGAAGAAAGAAGGGAGGAAGAUAAGUCCGCCCAACAGAAAGAAUUCGAGCAUGAAAUAGCCUGUCUAAUCGGCAACACUGAGCUUGAAUUUGAGUUCAUUAAGAAGCAUAUGACUGGGGAAAUAGAAUAUCUUCCUGAAGAAGUCCUUCCAAAUUAAAGCUUGCCACUCUAUUAUACCAAGUUUAGUGAAUUUGAUGUUAGAUAAAAGCCAGAGUUUCCUGUAUAGGAAUCAUG
Molecule: messenger RNA, 2271 nt
Organism: Moneuplotes crassus
Lineage: Eukaryota; Ciliophora; Spirotrichea; Euplotida; Euplotidae
Source: the annotation of a GenBank genome assembly